AUGCCCACCGGCAUCUGGGGCAGCGGCAUUGGCGGCAUGAAUGGGCCAUCGGGCAUGAAGAACGGGCCUGGGGGUGGUGGCGGCACGAUGGUGGGGCCGUCAGGCCCGACGAACGGGACAGCGCCGAAACCGCCGUGGAAGCGGCCGAGCUCGCGGCGGACCUCCUCCUCGAUGAGCCGCCGCUCCACCUCCUGGCGGAUGAUCUGCUCGCGCCGCGCCGUGGCCUCCCACUCGAACGGCGAGGGCGGCGGCGGCUCUCCAUGGAAGGCCCCGGCUGUGCGGGAGCAGGGACUUUCAGAGGCUAGAAAUCUGCGGUCUCGAUCGAUCUCUGGAUGGAGGUGGCAUUGGGGAAGGUGUCACCACCAUGAUUCUCAGUUAACCACAGCUAAAUGCCUUUUCUUAAUCUUUCCAGGUCAGGAACAUGCAGUUAACUCUGACCAGUUGCUGUUUUUGGUAAAGCGGGUAGAUCACUGGACUGUGGAUUGUGCUAACUGCAGGCUGGCUUAUCAACCUACCAUAAGGAAAGCAAAAAAGAGACAACAAAGCUGGCGAGUGCUCGGCAUGGCAGAUGCUAGUUCGAGGACUGACACCUCGACUGUUGUAGACAUGGAUGAUAAGAAUCAAAGGUUAGAAAAUGGACAGGGUGGAGCUAUGGUCCUGCCUUCUAAUUCAUCUGAUCGGUCUGACAGAUCUGACAAACCUAUGGACCAAAAGGUUUUGCGACGGCUUGCUCAGAAUCGUGAGGCAGCAAGAAAAAGUCGGCUGAGAAAAAAGGCAUAUGUGCAACAGCUAGAGAGUAGUAAGCUAAAACUUGCAAGCCUGGAGCAAGAACUCCAGAAAGCUCGACAACAGGGAAUCUUCAUAUCCAGUUCCGGAGAUCAAACUCAUGCUAUGAGUGCAAAUGGAGCUAUGACCUUCGAUUUAGAAUAUUCUCGAUGGCAAGAGGAACAAAAUAAGCAGAUAAAUGAGCUGAGGACUGCAGUAAAUGCUCAUGCAAGUGAUAGUGACCUCCGUCUUAUCGUCGAUGGGAUAAUGGCACAUUAUGAUGAGAUAUUCAGGCUGAAGGGCAUUGCUGCAAAGGCUGAUGUUUUCCAUAUACUUUCCGGCAUGUGGAAAACACCUGCUGAAAGGUGCUUCUUGUGGCUUGGGGGUUUCCGUUCGUCUGAGCUUCUAAAGCUCCUUGUGAAUCAGCUUGAGCCUCUAACUGAGCAGCAAUUGAUGGGGCUAUCCAAUCUCCAGCAAUCCUCCCAGCAGGCUGAGGAUGCAUUGUCACAAGGAAUGGAAGCAUUGCAGCAGUCCUUGGCAGAAACGCUGGCUGGGUCCCUUGGUCCAUCAGGAUCUUCCGGAAACGUGGCAAACUAUAUGGGUCAAAUGGCUAUGGCCAUGGGUAAACUUGGCACACUCGAGAAUUUCCUUCGUCAGGCCGAUAAUCUACGACAGCAGACCUUGCAUCAGAUGCAACGCAUCCUGACAAUCCGACAAGCCGCUCGCGCGCUUCUUGCAAUCCAUGACUACUUUUCACGUUUGCGCGCCCUGAGUUCUCUUUGGCUUGCUAGGCCACGAGAGUAA
Molecule: messenger RNA, 1569 nt
Organism: Miscanthus lutarioriparius
Lineage: Eukaryota; Viridiplantae; Streptophyta; Magnoliopsida; Poales; Poaceae
Source: the annotation of a GenBank genome assembly